Molecule: messenger RNA, 474 nt
Organism: Gongylonema pulchrum
Lineage: Eukaryota; Metazoa; Nematoda; Chromadorea; Rhabditida; Gongylonematidae
Source: the annotation of a GenBank genome assembly
GAAACCCACGAGGAAUCAGUAGUGGAUGAGAAGAGCAUUAAAGAUGUUGAAUGUGAUUACAAGCUUUUUCGAACAGGAGAACCAGAAUCACUGGAUACAAUACCGAGUGUUACUGUUGGCGAAGAAAUCGAGCAUUUCUGGGUUUGCCGUAAUAUGAAUGCUGAUCAGUUUAUGUACGUACACGAUUGUACUGUAAAUCCAGAAUUUAACACCGGGAAUGAUCCAGUAAUAGUUGACUCACACGGAUGUACCACCGAUUCACUAGCGAUGGGCCCAAUUCAGUAUUCACGCGAUGGUCAUCGAGCAUCAGCGAAACAUUUUGCUUACAAAUUUGCCGGUCAUCCGAAUUUGCUUUUCAAAUGCUCAAUUAGCAUAUGCCGGAAAUCAGUAGUGGCGUGUCGAUAUGGAGACAAUACACCGAUGCUAAAGGUAAGUUGCUGGAAAAAUGAAAAGCUCGAGACGGACAAAGAAUAA